UGCUUGAACGGUGAAAGUGAAGUGACCCAGUCUCUCAUCUUCUUUUCUUUUCCUCGUUUCUCAGCAACCAAACAGAGAAAACAGAGUAAACCAAUGGAGAAUCUCAUCAUCAGGAAACGUAUCACAUGAUCGAAAAUGGGUUCGAAUUCAAAGUCUCGUGAAGCAUGCCAUGAAGAUAGGAUCAGUGGAUUGCCAGAUGCAAUCAUUUCCCAUAUUCUCUCCUUCCUUUUGACAAGAGAGGCGGUGAGGACCAGCGUUUUAUCACACAGGUGGAAGAAUCAGUGGACUUCUGUUCCAAAUCUGUACUUGCGUGACAGAGAAUAUUAUCCAUUAGAAAGACGUUUGAAAAAAUCUGAUCCAGAUGGCUUCUCCGGUUUUGUGGAUCGGGUACUUUUCUUUCGUGGCUCCUCCAACAUUCAUAGAUUCCGCCUUUUGUGUCUGGAAAUGAAGGAUUUUUCUCGUAUUGAUGCUUGGAUUCGCACUGCCAUUAUGCGUAAUGUUGUCGAACUGGACCUUGAGCUUUACGAGUACUCGAAUCCACCGCAGCCUUUCGUGUUCCCUAGAAGCCUUUUCAUGUGCAAAACACUGGUGGUUUUGAAGCUGAGGCUGCAAUCAAAUUUUAUAGCCCUUGCACCUGCCUCAGAUUGUUUCCCAAGUCUCAAGUUCCUCCAUGUUGAUGUCGUGCUUCCUGAUGCUGACUCAAUGGAGAAGCUCUUUUCAUGUUGUCCUGCUCUUGAAGAUUUGGUUAUAGAGGGAGAACCUGGAUAUGAUUCAGUGCUGAAUUUUGAAGUCUCUGCACCGAAACUAAAAAGAUUAAGAAUAAGUUGGUAUAUCGUUCCAUUUCAUGGAAAUUAUGAUCGAAAAGUUUUUAUUAAUGCUAAUGUUCCAAGUCUAGAAGAGUUUAAUCUGCAGGAGAAUAUUUUGGCAAACUAUUCCCUGAAGAAUGCACAUUCCCUAAGCAGAGCCAAGAUUGAUUUGGUAAACCUGCAUUCUGGGGAGAAGUUUGGCACUGUCCGUGAUUCUGCCGAUCGCAUACAGUGGCUCUUUGCCGAAAUUCGCAAUGUUAAAUUUCUGUCACUUUCAGCUCCAGUUUUUGGGGGUCCCUGCAGUGUGUAUCAAUAUCAUCUCCCUACAUUUAACAAUUUGAACCACUUGGAGUUACUUCUUCAAAAUUGCUGCUCGCUGCGAUCGGUCACAAAUUUUCUGCAGAUAUCUCCCAAAUUGGAACAUCUAGUCUUUGAGAAUAGCAUCCACUGUUAUGUGUGCCAUUUCGUGGAUGAGUCGGUACAUGAAUGGAGUCCACCAGAUUUUGUGCCUGCUUGUUUGUUGUCACACCUCAAAACUAUUCGCAUACGGGGAUUCCAAGGGCUGCCGGAUGAGAUGGAAGUGGUGGAGUACUUGUUGAAGUACGGUGCAGUUUUGAACACCAUCACAAUUUGUACCCUUGAGUAUUUCUGUGAAGAAAAAGAGAUGAAGUUCCCUGUGCUAGGUCUGAGAGAAGAGGUAAAGUUGUUGCAGACAAUUUCAAUGUUCCCAAGGGCUUCAAAGACUUGUCAAAUUGUAUUUCCCAAACUCAAAUGAGGUUUCAUGUGAACCCUGUUUGGGAGUAUCGAGUGGAUCAUUUCUAUGUUGAUAAGAACAUGUAUUUAUUUGCUGUAUAUUUGCUUUCAACUCUUCUUGUAUUCUUUUUUUCAGCUCCUUUUCACUUUGGAGGAAUUAGAUUAUGGUUUAUGGCACAUAAACCAAGGAAACUAAAUAAAAACAAAUUAGUCAUUGCUC
Prunus mume (Japanese apricot) is the source of this 1779-nucleotide messenger RNA. RefSeq names its product F-box/LRR-repeat protein At4g14103-like. NCBI's taxonomy places the organism in Eukaryota, Viridiplantae, Streptophyta, Magnoliopsida, Rosales, Rosaceae. Gene Ontology annotation, molecular function: protein binding. The record is from RefSeq and is a predicted model, not a curated record.